This is a messenger RNA of Cokeromyces recurvatus, 1325 nucleotides long. RefSeq lists its product as uncharacterized. Gene Ontology annotation, molecular function: antiporter activity. The record is from RefSeq and is a predicted model, not a curated record. The coding region runs from base 87 to 881 and encodes 264 amino acids. Gene Ontology annotation, cellular component: Golgi apparatus. Lineage: Eukaryota; Fungi; Mucoromycota; Mucoromycetes; Mucorales; Mucoraceae. The transcript is spliced from 4 exons.
UUUUUUUUUUUUUUUGUUUUCUUUUUAUAUACAUUUAUACCAGUCUCAAAAUUCAAAAAGAAGAAAUAAAAAAAGAAAGAGAAGGAAUGGCUAUGUCAAUGAAACAAUGCUUAGAUUCCUCCAUGGUUUGGUUGGCCUUAUACUUCUUUUUAAAUUUAGGCCUUACACUUUAUAAUAAAGUGAUUAUGGCCAUGUUCCAAUUUCCAUUCCCUUGGGCUUUAACGGCUAUCCAUACUCUUUGUGGUACGAUUGGCUCCUAUAUUUUUUGGAAGUUAGGCAUCUUUAAGCCUUCAAAAUUAGGUGAAAAAGAAAAUAUGAUCAUGUUAUUAUUCUCGGUUUUAUAUACCAUCAAUAUUGCCAUCAGUAAUGUUUCCCUCAAUCUAGUUACUGUUCCGUUUCAUCAAGUUGUAAGAGCCAUGACACCAGUUUUUACUGUGAUGCUAAAUGUUAUGUUUUUAAAAAAAACUUAUUCCACCAUGGUUUAUAUCUCCUUAAUACCUGUUAUUGCUGGUGUUGCAUUUGCUACCUUUGGAGAUUAUAAUUAUACUGCGAUGGGUUUCUUUUUAACAGUAUUGGGCACAGUUUUAGCAGCUUUAAAGACAGUUGUGACAAAUCGAGUUCAAGUAGGACGCCUUAAGCUUCAUCCAUUAGAUUUAUUGUUAAGAAUGUCACCUUUAGCUUUUGUUCAAACUAUGCUUUACUCUUAUAUAACAGGGGAGAUGGAACUUGUUCAAGAAUAUUACAGGACAAAUAUGACUUUAUCCGUAUUUUGUGCUUUAUUAUUGAAUGGUAUCAUUGCCUUCUUUUUAAAUGUCGUUAGUUUUACAGCAAACAAAAAGACAUCUGCCCUAACUAUGACAGUUGCAGGUAAAUUAAUUUAAAAUGUCUCUAACCAUAUAUCUAUGUGUAUAUAUAUUUAUUGAUUUUUCCUAGGCAAUGUAAAGCAGGUUCUUUCGAUUGUGUUGGCAGUUAUUAUUUUUGAUCUUAGUAUUACAGCAACAAAUGGCUUGGGCAUUAUUUUGACUUUAGCAGGUGGCGCUUGGUAUAGGUAUAUAUAUACUCAUCUAUAAGUGGAGUAGAAGGAAAAAAAAAAGAAAGGUAUUAACCUAUUGUAUAGUAAUGUUCAAUUGAGUGAAAACAAGAUGAAGAAUAAAUUGUUAGGAGGUGAUUCUUUGUUAGGUGUGACUGAUAAAAAUGAAAGUAUAUUAUCAGACAUCAAAACUCAAAAAUAAGAAGAAAAACAAUGGUUUUACUUUAUUUUAUUUUACUUUACUUUUUAUAUAUAUGCAUAUAAAACAUACAUGUGUAGAAAAUAUUGAUUCCCU